Closterium sp. Yama58-4 is the source of this 2025-nucleotide messenger RNA. Lineage: Eukaryota; Viridiplantae; Streptophyta; Zygnematophyceae; Desmidiales; Closteriaceae. The record is from the annotation of a GenBank genome assembly.
AUGUCAACCAUGACUCACCUCAAGCACGUGCACAUCGACACAGCAUCAGGAUUCACCUCUGAUGGGAUUAAGUGCCUUUUCUCCCUGCCACAACUGGAGCGCCUGGAGUUGAAGGGUAGUGUUGUCACUGAUAGCACCCUGGAGGGCAUUGGGGCGGCUAGCAGCACCCUGAAGCUUCUGUAUCUUAACCGCACCAAGGUGACUGAUGCGGGCCUGCCCCACUUGACCAGCCUUCCGUCCCUCAAGACCCUGAUUCUUUACGAGUGCGAGGGCGUGACCUCUGCCGGCAUGGUGCAUGUGGGGAAGCUGACGAGCCUGGAGGAGCUGUAUCUCAAUCGCAGCAGGGUGAGGGAUGAAGGGCUGCAGUAUCUGGCUCCACUCACCAACCUCACAAUGCUCCUCCUUCCAGAAAAAAUCACAGAUGCUGGUAUGGAGCAUGUUCAACACCUAUCUGGGCUGCAAUGGCUUGAGUUUUUCGAUUCCUUUGUGUCAGGGAAGGGUGUGCAGCUGCUGAAGGGAUUGCUUCACUUGAAGCAGGUGAGGUUGGAGAGUGGGAGCAUGCUUUUCAGUAUGCGGGGUGACAACGAGGAUGCUGAGAGUCCCUCAGAGCACCAAGCGGGGACCGACGGGGUGGUGCUGGCGAUGAUGAUGAGGCUGAGGGCGCUGGAAGGGCAGCUGGAGGAGACACGGAGGGGACUGGAGGAGGCAGAGAGGCGAAGGGCAGAGGAGACGUUAUUAACGAAAGGGGAAAUGCUAACAGUAAAAGGGGAGUUGGUUACAGUAAGAGGGGAGCUGGUGGCGACAAGGGGAGAGCUGGUGACUGGAGUGUUGGCGACAGUUAAAGGGGAGUUAGAAGCAAUUAAGGGGGAAAUACUGACAGUAAAAGGGGAGCUGGCAACCAAGACACUGGCGACAACAGGGGGGGAGCUGGUGACAGUGAAAGGGGAGUUGGAAACAUCAAAUGUGGAAUUAGUGACAGUAAAGGGGGAGCUGGCAACAAGGGAAGAGCUGGUGACAGAGGAAGGGGAGUCGGAAGCAACAAAGGUACAGCUGGCAACACUGAACGGGGAGUUGGAAACAGUGAAAGGAGGGUUGAAGGAAGCAACAAGGGAGCUGGCUGAACAGAAGGAGUGCCUGCAGAAAGUGGAGACGGAAAAGCUGGCUUUGGAGGAGAAGGUGAAGGAGCUGAAGGAGAAAGCAGUGAAAUGGGAUGAGGCAGCAGCGCUGAUCUGUCCGGCACCGAAGAAUGUGGAGUUUGACGUAGAAGAGGAGCUCAAGAAGAGCGAAGGAAGUCGCAAACUGUUCUGGCAGAGGGUCCAUACAGCAACAACUAAGGCGACUCUGGAUCUGAAAGUCCUCUCUGACCUCUCAGACGCCUUCCUCACCCACGUGGCCACCAUGACUCACCUCAAGCACGUGCACAUUGACUUAUCAGCAGGCUUAACGUCUGAAGGCAUCAAAUGCCUCUACUCUCUACCGCAGCUGGAAAGCCUCGAGCUGAAGGGUAGUGUAGUCACUAACAGCACCCUUGCUGGCAUUGGGAGGGUACGGGCCCUGAAGUUUCUCUACCUCAACCGCACAGACGUAUCUGAUUCUGGCCUGCUGCACUUGACGUGUCUUCCUUACCUCGAAACCUUGAUACUUUACUUCUGCGACGGGGUGACGUGUGCCGGCAUGGUGCACGUGGGGAGGAUGUCAAGUCUUGAGGAGCUGUAUCUACUAGGAACUGGAGUGAAGGACGAGGGAUUGCGGUUUCUAACACCUUUGAAACGGCUCAGGAUGCUUAUCCUCCCCAACACAAUCACUGACGCUGGUGUGGAGUACAUACAGCACCUAACCGCACUGGAGUGUUUGGAUUUCUCCCGUUCGGAAGCAACUAAUAAGAGUGUGGGUUUUCUUCAGAAGCUAACACGUUUGACGCAGAUUAAAGCAGAUAGCGACAGGUUUCAGAGACUGCUAAAGGCCUAUCUUCCAGGAGUGAAAGUGGGCAGUGAGCUUCCGCCCAGCGUUAUUCUCGGUGACUAA